Molecule: messenger RNA, 997 nt
Organism: Moneuplotes crassus
Lineage: Eukaryota; Ciliophora; Spirotrichea; Euplotida; Euplotidae
Source: the annotation of a GenBank genome assembly
AGGAGGAACAAUUUUUCAGAAUUAUAUAAAUCUGUCAUGACUGAUGAAAACCGGAUUAAAGCUAUCAAGAGUAAUCUCUUCAGUGAAAGAAAGAAGCAGAGUGAAGCUCCAGAGCAAGAAGACACGGAUGUAAAUUCCUCCAGCACGAAUGGGUUAGUGUAUAGUCUCUCCUUCCUACACUCAAGGAAGCCUUCCUUCUUGUUCAGGAAGAAUAAGAAAGUUAACGUAAAUCUGAUUGGACCUCAAGAUUAUCUGCCCCCUGAAAUACUGGCUCCAACAAUGAAGUACAGAGGAGUCAUUGCCCAGAAAUAGCGUUGAAAAGGACAAGAAAGACUCCAGAAAUCUCAUGGAAAUUCUUAAAAGCUUUCAAGCUAGGAAAGAUAUGAAUCUGAGCCCUCAAACAGAUUCGAAAUACCUCAAGAAAUUGCAUAAACCAGAGAUUGAGCAGCUGAAUACCUCUGAGAGUAAGAUAGAACUUCUUCUGAAAUAAAGAUGAUAAGAGAACAUCUUAUUACUCUUUCUCCAAAUCAAAACUCAAUAGAAACCAUCGUCAUAUGAUCAAACACCGGAUCCGGGCUGCUCUGAAACCUCCUGGUGGGAGGGUAAGAAGCAAGAUUCAGUCUUCAUCUCAAAAUUUUCAUACUGGUAAUGCUUACCAAAGCUCAUCAAAAGUGGUUCCGAAUCCUAAUAUUAUCCGGAACAUCCGGAGUGAGGCUCACUCCCCAAUAAUCAGGAGGGCGAUCAAAAGAAUAGAAGAGCCAAAGAUUACAUGGAAGCCAGUACAAUGCUCGAAUCAAGCUCUUUUCUGAAUGAACAAGAGUCCGCUUAGUGGGCGCUUUGUCUCGAAGAACCCUCAUGAGAAUAGUAAGAUAAACGAUACAACCCAGUCAGAGAAAAAAUCUAAAAUAGAUAUCAGCAUUCAUAGCUUUAUCAAAGGAAGAAAGAAACUUCCUUUACCUUAACAUUUUAAUUCAUUAAGCCAAAAUUUCAACAGAAA